CAGCCCGGGUGACGAAGAUGGUGCUCAUCAAGGAAUACCGUGUAGUGUUGCCGGUGUCUGUCGAAGAGUAUCAAGUAGGGCAGCUGUACUCUGUGGCUGAGGCCAGCAAGAAUGAGACGGGAGGAGGAGAAGGAAUUGAAGUACUGAAGAACGAACCCUACGAGAAGGAUGGGGAGAAGGGACAAUACACACAUAAAAUAUACCAUCUAAAGAGUAAAGUCCCAGGGUACGUGAAGAUGAUUGCACCAGAGGGAGCAUUAGUUUUUCAUGAAAAGGCCUGGAACGCCUACCCGUACUGUCGCACCAUUGUGACGAACGAGUACAUGAAGGACGACUUUAUGAUAAAGAUUGAGACGUGGCACAAACCUGACAUGGGAACAGUAGAAAAUGUCCAUGACCUGGACGAGCAGACGUGGAGGACUGUGGAGGUGGUUCCCAUAGAUAUUGCAAACAAAGAAGAAGUGGCGUCUGGGGACUAUAAGCCAGAAGAAGACCCCGCUCUUUUCCACUCUGCCAAGACGGACAGAGGACCUCUGGGCCCUGAAUGGAAGAACGAGCUGAAGACAGACUGUCCUUACAUGUGUGCGUACAAACUGGUCACCGUCAAGUUCAGAUGGUGGGGUCUGCAGACCAAAGUGGAAAACUUCAUCCACAGGCAAGAAAAGCGUAUUUUCACCAACUUCCACCGCCAGCUGUUCUGCUGGAUCGACAAAUGGGUUGGUCUGACCAUGGAGGACAUCAGGCGGAUGGAGGAGGAGACUCAGAAAGAGCUCGAGGAGAUGCGUCAGAAGGGAGAUGUGCGAGGGACCUCUGCAACAGACGAGUAGAGGCCCGUCACUGUAGGUCAAACACUAGAGGCAGGCUGACUGCGUAAAACAGGUCCGAUUCGAGGCACCAGUGCUGCUCAUGAGCAAUGAGGCAAAUCAACCAAACCCUGUCACGAUGAUGUCAUCCGAGACACGUCCACCACGAUGAGGAAGUGGCCCUGACGUCGCCUCUUCUCUUCCUGUCUCACAUGAUUCAUUGGGGGGUUUGACACGAUUGGUUAACAGUACUGUACAGAUCCUACCCCAAUCACAAGCCUCCUGUUCACCCCGAAAAUAAAAAACAUGGUUUUGCAUACAUUUAAAAAGAAAAAAGGAAAAAAAAAACUCUUUGCACAGAACGUUAAUUGCCUGAUAUGUAAUUGUUAGUUGAUUAUUACAAUGGGCUUUGUUUUUAUUCAGGUGUGUAAACCGUGACUCAGAAAAGUCAAGCCUUUUAAAUUAAUUAGAAUGUUGUUUUUAGCGAAACAGAUUCCCACAAAAAUUGGUAUCAGAUGACUUUAGCAGGUAUUGGACCAUGUAUCCCCCCCCCCCUUGUAUUAUAACUGUCUGUCUCCACUUUAAUCCGUGUCUCCCCCCUCAGUAUUGUCUAUAUUCUCGUCCUGGUAAACUUUGUCUAGACCCCCCCCCCCCCCCCCGUGUCUCACUGUCCCCUCUGUCUGGCAGUCGGUUGGGAAUACUGAUGUUUCUGUUUUUAUUUUUCUUUUACAGUUUUGAGUUUUGAGGCUAACCCAUGUCUGUUUAUGGUUCAAAGCAGAUAUAAUGCUCAUGCAUGAUAGGUAAUUCUUUGCUAUCGUUACCCCGCCCCCCCGCCCCUCCCUCCUCACAUGCACACACGUCCCACAUUUCAACAUGCACACCGGCCCUCCUCCCGCUCUCCGUCACAAGUGCAUGUGGACAACAGCAACUCCUCAGUAAACUGUCGUUGCAUGUGUGUAGUCGCUGCAGUGCAGCUUCGCUCAAGUGGAUUGUUUGUGUUGAUUUUAGAGGGGGGGGGGAGGGGUUAGCGCCCUCUAGGAGAGUCUGUACAAUACACCUGUGUGUUAGCGUGUGCAUCUGUGUGCUUGUUUGUGUUAUCAACUGCCUUCACUCUUAAAGGACUGUCACUCUUGGGACUGAGACGAGAACGUUCAGCUUGAUAUGGAGGCGUGUGCGCUCAGCCUGUUGAACUCGGCUUCAUGCUGUCGCUGCAUGUCCUUUCUCCUUGGCUAGGGCUUUAACUGGAGGCUCCCACUGCCUCCACACAAGCUUUUCUUCUUCUUCUUUUUCUUUUUUUAGGCUAAAACAAACGAGGAUGAGAGUCUGUGCGUUGCCGUGUGCAUGAAUCAAGGCAGUUUUUUAUAUCUCUCUCAAACUACCGUUUCCUCUCUCAGCUGACAGAGCGAAUGGGUCCAGGCAGAUGUGCGAUGUGUGUUGCAGCUGUGGAUUGACAAGCGUUCUGAGUGCAUAGCUUUUAUUUUUUAUUUUCACCAUGUAUACUGAAUUUUCAAGCUUUUCAUCGACCUUAGCUUGGAGAAGGUUUGAGGUCGGUCUGAGCUUUUUCUUGACUGGUUCUAGUUGAGGAUGAAACUGCUUUGGCGAAGCUUAGAUAGAUUUGACUCUUACAGUGCAGAUCGGUGUUGGGUGAUCUAGUACGAGCCUUGAUCUGGAAACAGGUGGUGUCUUCAUCCUGCUCACACAACUUUUCUUUUUCUUUCUUGUGGCUGCAUUGAUUGAGGUUGUAGCCGUUCUGUCGCAGCGAGAGCUGAGUUUAGCCGUCUUUACUUUGAACUUGUGCGGAUCCCGUCGGGCUCUAGGUGAAAAUAUUUAGUGAUUGUUUUCUAUGAUCAUGACGUAGCUUAGCGCAGUUCUACAGCUGCGAUUUAAGACCUUGUUUAUUCAAUCAGGUAUGAGUGUCUCCAAAAUUUCUUAGGUUUUCGUUGUGAGCUAUCUGUGUGUGGUCUGUGUCGGACAGGUGCAAAGAGGGUUAUAAGUGUACUUUAAACUAGAAGUGGACAAACUGUACAUACAAACACUGACUUGAAUGGGGAUAUUCACAGCUACUAGGCGUUGUCAGGUCUAUCAUAUUAUACUGUACUGCUACAAGUAACUUUAAGGAAGUCGUGAUGUUGUCAGAGCAGCUGACGUCAGCUCUGUGGACAGUGUGCUGUGUGUGUGUGUGAAGUGGAGCAAACUGUCCACGUGUUGUUGCUCAUACCACGGUUUAACUGUACCUCAUCCAUGCUUACGAAUGUACAGCUACGAAAUAGAUGUGUCAAACUAUGCAGGACGUUUCUGACCCGCAGGAACGCUGACAUGUUUCACACCUGCACAAGCAUGACGCGGACCCGUUAUAUCAUCAUUACAUGAGGACAGGUGGAUUUACUAAAACUCGAUUUGAUCUGCAUGCUCAACACUUUUUCUUUUUCUUUUUCUUUUUUUUUUGUAUUCUUUACAUUUUUCCUUUUUUUUUAUUUUAAAUUUCUUUUUCUCUCGAUUAUUCUCCAUUUCCGUUUGAUCAGUACAUCAGUGCUUUUGAGAAGCUCUUGAACUGCAUCAGACAAGAAGGGAACUCCUGUUAAAGGGGCGGCUCCUCCUCAAAAUCAAACUGGUUUCAGCUCGACCUCAGAUUCACCGACGAGGAGUGAAAAGCCUGAGCGAGUUUGACGCUGACGGGAGUCGCCCCGGAGAACUACAACAGGCUGUGUGAUGUUCAGUUUCGUAGCAUUACCAGUGAUGCCAGCCAGGGUAUGACUGUGAGGGGAGGGAUAGAAGCUUAGGGAACAGAUGGAGUCCAAAAUACUGUUUUCUUUAUUGUAAUCAUGAAUAAGCACUUGCAAAAUCUACUGUUUAUUUUUUUUUUUUCUUUUAUGUUUUCUUUUAUUUUUUGUUUUUGAAAGACAAAGAUUCACAAUGUAUUCAAUUUUCUCUUUUCUGAUAAGGCAAAAUUCAGGGGAAUUAGUAGUGAAUGUAAAACAAUUAGUUCCUUUUUUUUUUUCUUUUCACGGCUGUCGAGCUGUGACAGAAGGUCUAGACAAUGGAACAUAACAGAAUAUCUAAUAAAUUUGAACAAAUAAGAGAAUCAA
Seriola aureovittata is the source of this 3889-nucleotide messenger RNA. It is a transcript of the gene pitpnb, whose product is annotated as phosphatidylinositol transfer protein, beta. Bases 18 to 827 code for a protein of 269 amino acids. Gene Ontology annotation, molecular function: phosphatidylcholine binding; phosphatidylinositol binding; phosphatidylinositol transfer activity. The record is from RefSeq and is a predicted model, not a curated record. NCBI's taxonomy places the organism in Eukaryota, Metazoa, Chordata, Actinopteri, Carangiformes, Carangidae. The transcript has 12 exons. Gene Ontology annotation, cellular component: cytoplasm. Gene Ontology annotation, biological process: phospholipid transport.